AAAUACUCAUAUGUUCGGUCCAUAGCGAGAUUCGAAUGAAGUCAUUGAUGUUGGGAAUAUGAGAAGUUGUUUAUGUUUUUAAUUCUUCACCGUAUGUAUGGAAUUGUGCAAAUAAUUAUUCCACAAAGUACUUUAUGUGAAAGAACAAGAGUUUUGAGAAAUGUAGACACUGUAUACGGCCUUUCUUCAGACAAGUUCGGCACCACGUCCGGCCGCAAAUUUCGUUUGACACAAGGAACUUUCAUCUGCUGGAUGUUAGUUAUAUCCUUCAGGGUUACACGAUUCUUCUAAGAGAGAUAUAUAUACUUUGGAUAUUUCAGGGAUAUAGUCUCUGCCUAAUCUGCUGCUGCUCAAUGAAAUUAAAUGGGGUCAAAUUCAGAGGCUGAGUUGUCCAGAUUCUCAGCAGUGAAUAUUGUGAUGGGAAAUGAGUCAUGUGACCUAGAUUCUACCAUUUCAGCUUUGGUUUAUGCAUAUCUUCUAUACAGCGAAAUGAGUGUCGAUGCCAAGGAGACUGUCACUGUUAUUCCACUGCUUAAGAUCUUGAAGAAAGAAUUUCCUCUGAAGACAGAGGUGACAUACUACUUGAAGAAGAAUGGUAUACCAAUGGACCUUCUUGUAUUUUGGGACAGUAUAAACCUGAAAGAGUUACAGAUGACAAGCAGACUUAAACUGACUUUGGUGGAUCACCAUGUUCUGUCACCGGAAGCUGAAUUUCUGUGCUCAUCAGUGGUGGAAGUUAUAGAUCAUCACCCGCAAGAUCCAGCAUGGCUUUGGCCAAUGCAGAAGGUAACCCUGACCACAGUUGGAUCUUGUUGUACUCUUGUUGCCAGCGAAGUGGUGCAACGCUGUCCCGGGCUAAUCAGCAGUCAGGUUGCCAUGUUAUUGUAUGGGCCCAUCAUUCUGGACACAGCGUGUUUCUCGCAGACUGCAGGUCGAACCACUGAGCUUGACCUUAAAAUGGCAAUGGAACUUGAGAACAGGGGUGUUGAUUCAACAAGAAGAGAGAAAUUAUUUCAGGAACUGUUGGCUGCUCGCAGUGACGUUAGCAACCUCACACCAAGUCAGCUAUUGGAAAAAGACAUGAAAAUUACAUUAGGUAUUCCAGUACCCGGCCUGCCUAUGCUUGUCCAGGAAUUUGUGGCCUACCCAGAUGUGACAGAAGCCCUGAAGAAAUUUUGUGCAGAAAGGGAAACGAAUGUCACAGUUUUGAUGGGCCUCCUUAUCGAUGGUGACCAGAUUCAGCGAGACAUAGCUGUGUUCUCUUCUGCAGAACCCAGAAUUGCUCAAGAGGUCAUUAAAUGCCUCAUGAACUCUACUGAUCCUGCCUUGCAGCUUGAGUCUUUUGAAGUGGCAUCAGAAAAUCACAUUCCUGGUCUUCAGCUGUUCAGACAGCUGAACGCCAAGGCGUCUCGUAAACAAGUGCUGCCAAUUGUAAGGUGUGCAGCAGAAUGCAUAGUAAAGCGCUGCCAAAAGUAGGAAUGUGGGGCUCUCGGUCAUGUUUUGGAACAGUGCCAUGGGUUAGGAGCAAGAAAACCUGAGGACAUAACAAAAUUGGAUUUUAACAGAAGAAUUGUACAUAGUAUAAGUGAAAAAUUGUUUUGUAUUAUCCUGCUGAUGGAAUUUGUUAGCUGAGGUAAAAUUGUGUAUUGCAAAUUUGCUUCAGGAACCCUCUGCUUGAAGAACUAGUGAAAUGAGAAGCUAAAUAGGAAUCUGUUGAGACAGUUGGCAGCAGUGUGAACAGAACAUUUUCAUUAGAAAUGACACCCAUUGAAUCUGGGACAUGUAAACAUUGCUGCAUGUGAAAGUGUCAUGCCAAAGAAUAAAAAACCUUAUAUGUCCCAUGUUA
Messenger RNA from Cryptotermes secundus, 1846 nucleotides. RefSeq names its product exopolyphosphatase PRUNE1 (gene pn). Gene Ontology annotation, cellular component: cytoplasm. Gene Ontology annotation, molecular function: exopolyphosphatase activity. The transcript has 7 exons. The record is from RefSeq and is a predicted model, not a curated record. NCBI's taxonomy places the organism in Eukaryota, Metazoa, Arthropoda, Insecta, Blattodea, Kalotermitidae. Bases 364 to 1476 code for a protein of 370 amino acids.